Trichogramma pretiosum is the source of this 525-nucleotide messenger RNA. RefSeq lists its product as uncharacterized. Gene Ontology annotation, cellular component: plasma membrane. Gene Ontology annotation, biological process: detection of chemical stimulus involved in sensory perception of smell; sensory perception of smell. The record is from RefSeq and is a predicted model, not a curated record. Gene Ontology annotation, molecular function: olfactory receptor activity; odorant binding. Bases 1 to 525 code for a protein of 174 amino acids. NCBI's taxonomy places the organism in Eukaryota, Metazoa, Arthropoda, Insecta, Hymenoptera, Trichogrammatidae. The transcript is spliced from 5 exons.
AUGGAUUUCAAAUAUGAAUAUGAAGUUCAGAAAAAUAAAAGAGAAGCUUGUACACAAUUAAAAGAAGCCAUAAAAGUAGUAAUUCAAAAACAUUACCGAUGCAUACAGUUAUUUGAAACAUUAAAUUCAGUUGUUAGACCUGUCAUGCUUGUAGCAGUUGUCGCCAGUUGUUUAAAUCUUGCCAUAAGUGGAGCUUGGGCUAUAAUUUUGAUGCAAAUCAACAAAGCAGAAGCUUUAAAAAUGUUUUUUGGAUACUGGAUGGCAGCUAUAAGUCUUAUCGUUACGUGUAUACCUAGUCAAUUUUUGAGCAAUGCUAGUGACGAUUUACUCGUUAAAAUUUACUCCAUCAAAUGGCGAAAUUACCCUCCCAAAGUUAGAUCAAUGAUUGUACUGUUAAUGACAAGGGGACAAAAGCCCUUUGAACUCACUGGUGGCCCAACAAUUGUAUUGAAUUUCGAAACAUGCAGCAAAAUAUUGAAAUCAACGCUGUCCAUGAUAGCAACAUUCAGAUCUAUUUAUGAUUGA